AUGGGCAAGAAAAAUGCGCGGGAGCUCGAGCCGCUCGACAGAAAAGUUGGCGAUCCGGAAGUAAUCGAUAGGGAUGGAGAAGCUGGGGGUCUCAAGAAGAGCAUGACCCUCUUCAACGGGGUAAGCAUCAUCGUGGGUUGCAUCAUCGGCUCCGGGAUUUUCGUGUCGCCGACCGGCGUCCAGGAGCAAGCGGGCUCGGUGGGCGCCUCUCUUCUCGUAUGGCUCAUCUCCGGCGUGUUCACAGCCAUCGGCGCGUACUGCUACGCGGAACUCGGGACCUUGAUCAAGAAAUCGGGCGGUGACUACGCGUACAUCAUGGAGGCGUUCGGGCCGUUCCUCGCCUUCCUUCGCCUCUGGAUCGAGGCCAUCGUCGUCAGGCCGUGCACGGUGACGAUCACGGCGUUGACUUUUGCCAUCUACAUCCUCCGCCCGUUCUUCCCGACUUGCCCGCCACCGGAAAUGGCCCCUGAACUGCUUGCCGUCUGUCUGAUUGUCCUCAUGACGGCCAUCAACUGCAUCUCCGUACGGGCGGCCACGUUUGUCCAGGACACUUUCACUGUCGCUAAGGUAUUUGCCCUGUCGAUGAUCAUCGUCACCGGCGCGUAUCUGCUGUGCACAGGAAAAUCGCAAUACUACGACUCGUUCAACCCGCUGUUCGAGAACACCUCCAAGGACUUCACCACGAUGUCGUUGGCCUUCUACUCGGGGCUGUUCGCCUACUCGGGCUGGAAUUUCCUGAAUUUUAUCGUCGAAGAGAUGAAGGACCCGAAGAGGGAUCUCCCACUAGCCAUCGCCAUCUCAAUUUCCUCAUGCACGAUCAUCUACUUUUUGACGAACGUCGCCCUGUACACGGCCAUCUCGCCGGACGAGAUGUUGGAGAGCCCCGCUGUGGCUGUCCUAUUCGCCAACAAACUCUUCGGGCCGCUCGCUUUUUUGAUGCCAAUUUUUGUGGCAUUUUCGACGAUUGGGUCGUCGAACGGGCUGAUUUUGACGUCGUCGAGACUCUUCUAUGUUGGCGCGCGUGAGGGCCAAAUGCCCGAAGUGUUCACGAUGAUCAACAAACAGACCGGCACCCCGAUCGCAGCCGUCCUGCUUACGGGCCUCCUCUCCAUCAUGUACCUGGUUCUAUCAAAGAACGUCUACGCGCUGAUCAACUACAUUCAGAUCAGCUACUGGCUGGCCAUCGGGGCGGCCAUCGCCGCCCUGUUUUAUUUGAGGAAAACGAUGCCGGAUGCGCCGCGGCCGAUUAAGGUCAACCUCAUCUGGCCGGCCAUCUUCUUCAUCGGCUGCAUGGCCCUCGUCUUCAUCCCAAUCUUCGCAGCCCCCGUCGAUACUGCCAUCGGCCUGUGCAUUAUGCUGACCGGCGUCCCGGUGUACUUCAUCUUCAUCGCGUGGAAGGGCAAGCCGAGAUGGGUGCAGAAAAUGACGGAAUCGACCACAAUCUUCAUCCAGAAGCUAUUCAUGGUGGUCAACGACGAGAAGACCCAA
Molecule: messenger RNA, 1488 nt
Organism: Mesorhabditis spiculigera
Lineage: Eukaryota; Metazoa; Nematoda; Chromadorea; Rhabditida; Rhabditidae
Source: the annotation of a GenBank genome assembly